Messenger RNA from Nymphaea colorata (pocket water lily), 438 nucleotides. RefSeq lists its product as uncharacterized. Gene Ontology annotation, molecular function: protein kinase activity; ATP binding. Lineage: Eukaryota; Viridiplantae; Streptophyta; Magnoliopsida; Nymphaeales; Nymphaeaceae. The transcript is spliced from 2 exons. Bases 1 to 438 code for a protein of 145 amino acids. Gene Ontology annotation, biological process: protein phosphorylation. The record is from RefSeq and is a predicted model, not a curated record.
AUGAGAAUCUCAUCUGGCGCGUCGCUCUCCAGGCCUUGCGGGACUGUAGGCCCUCCAUUCCGUCAACGUCCUCCACAGGACAUCAAAUCCGCCAACAUCUUCCUCACCAAGGACCAAAGCCAGCCAUACAGCAACAAGUGCGAUGUCUGGUCAUUGGGGUGCGUCCUCUACGAACUGGCCGCCCUCAAGCCGCCCUUCGUGAGCCACGACCUCAAAUCCCUCAAGAAGACCAUCAUCAGCGGUGUAUACAAGCGCAUUCCCGUGCACUACUCCGACGAGCUUGAAGCUCUCAUCCGUCUCUGCCUCAAGGUGGACCCCAAGGACCGUCCCUCGGCAGCCGAGCUGCUCGACAACGACCUUUUGAAGAAGAAGACGGGCGGCAUGAGCGAGUCCGCCUGCAUGAACAGCAGCAGCCUAACUCGCAAGUUGCUCCUGUAG